AUGGAACUCAAAGAUAUGAUCAUGAUACUCAUGUGCUGCCAGCUGCUCGCUACAGUGUAUCGCUUAGGCAAACACCAUGAGUUGCUCUGUCGAGCUGCAGUCAACAUGAUUCGAGAACUGUUGCUGGUGAGUUUGUUCUAUCUGGGGACCAGGAGUACCAACGGUAUCCAAAGAUGGGGUGCACAGUUCGGACAGGCCCCAUUAUUGGAAAGAUUUUUCUGGAGAACGUUGGACUACGCCUAUCCGGACGAAACCAGCAGAAGAAUCGCGAUGAUGAAGGGGGACUUUGUCCCGGAGAAUGCACUGCCCGUUGGAAUCGAAAUAUGGCGCAACAGACUCUUCGUCACCGUUCCAAGAUGGCGGAAUGGGAUUCCAGCCACGUUGAAUUAUAUUUCACUGGACUCGAAUCGAGGGGGCUCGCCUAGGCUCACUCCCUAUCCUAAUUGGGCGCAAAACAAGGCUGGUGCUUGCGGUAGUGCGAUCACUAAUGCUUACAGAAUACACGCAGACGCUUGUGACAGAUUAUGGGUGUUGGAUACUGGCACUAUAGGUAUUGGAAACACAACCAUACAGGCCUGUCCCUAUACUCUGAAUGUCUUUGAUUUAACAACAGACAAGAUCAUGAGGCAAUACAGACUGAGAGCUGAAGACAUCAAUAUGAACACUUUCAUCGCCAACAUCGCCGUGGAUAUGGGGAAAGGUGGCUGCAACGAUGCAUUCGCCUACAUGUCGGACGAGCUCGGCUAUGGCCUGAUAGUCUACUCCUGGGAACAGAAUAAAUCAUGGCGGAUCACCCACAGCUAUUUCAUGCCAGAUCCUCUGGCUGGCGACUACAACAUCGGUGGGUUGAAUUUCCAAUGGGGAGAGGAGGGGAUCUUCGGUAUGAGCUUGUCACCCAUCGCUGCGGAUGGGUUCAGGACCCUCUUCUUCCACCCACUGAGCAGCAGGAGGGAAUUUGCUGUCUCCACGAGGAUCCUCAGGGAUGAACAAUUGUCCCAGGAUAGCUACCACGAGUUCCAGGUGCUUCCUGAGAGAGGACCACUUGGCCACUGCACGUCGUCCGUGAUGGACGAAAAUGGCCUCCAGUUCUUCAACUUGAUCGACCAGAAUGCAGUGGGCUGCUGGAACUCUUUGUUGCCAUACGCGGCUGAGAAUCAGGCGAUCGUUGUCAAGCAUGACGAGGCUCUGAUAUUCCCAGCAGACGUAAAGGUGAACCGUGGAUUGAUAUGGAUGAUCUCGGACAAGAUGCCAGUCUUUUUGCUGUCAACUUUGAAUUACACGGACAUAAACUUCCGAGUGUUGACAGUUCCGGUCCGUGACGCCAUUGCUGGCACCGUUUGUGAAAAUUCACCGUGGACAGUCAGUAAUUCCAUUUGGUGGGAGGCUUGA
Colletes gigas is the source of this 1389-nucleotide messenger RNA. RefSeq names its product protein yellow-like (gene Y-y). The record is from RefSeq and is a predicted model, not a curated record. The transcript is spliced from 7 exons. Gene Ontology annotation, cellular component: extracellular region. The coding region runs from base 1 to 1389 and encodes 462 amino acids. NCBI's taxonomy places the organism in Eukaryota, Metazoa, Arthropoda, Insecta, Hymenoptera, Colletidae.